AUGGAUGAGUGGGGUCAAUUGGCGACUUUGCGACUCAUGAUGGUCUACGCGCGCAAAUGCUUUCCAAGACGGACGAAAAAGGUCAAGAGGGCUGCAGGUGCCAACACGAACACCAAGCCUGUACAGUCGACAAAAGGCUUCUACGAUGAUUCGGAGAGCGAGUCUGAAGAGGAGGAACAGGAACAGGACAUGGAAGAAAUUGCAAUUCUAGACCCUGAUCUCGAAAUGCUGCUCAAAGGCUGUCAAUCGCUUCUUCAGUCUCGCAAUGCGGCCGUGGUGAUAGCAGUAGCAAGGACAUAUCUCUACCUCGGUACCCCCGAAUACUUGACCCAGGCCAUUGGACCAUUGAUAUCCCUCCUGCGAUCCGCGGCGGACAUUCAGCACAUCGCGCUGUACAAUAUCGUACAGGUCUGCCUAACGCAUCCGGAGCCUUUUGUAAAAUACUACACGCAUUUCCUGCACAUCGGCUCCGCAGAUACCCAUCUAGUGGCCGAGUCCCUUGAAGUCAUUCGACAUUUGAUCCAGCGAGACCCGAACGCUCAUCGCACGACUGUAGUCCGGUUAGCGAAACACUUGGAUGCAGCGACAAGCCCUCAGGCCCGUGCAAGCAUCAUAUGGCUAGUCGGAGAAUUCUCUGGCAUCGAUCCGGAGAACAACAUUGCCGCGGAUGUAUUGCGUAUCCUGGUAAAGGGCUUCGCAGACGAAGCUGAGCCGGCAAAACUCCAAAUCGUGUUAUUGGCUGCAAAGGUCUAUGUACAUCACCUGGCUGCAAAUCCACCUCCAGAGCCAAAGAUUGAAGAGCCUAAGCCGAACCCAUCUCCUAUGGACGACUUCCAAGAAGAGCAUGGUGGGUUCAGAGAGGAGCAUCUCGAGUCCCCGCCGCAGACCUCCGAACCUCAACAGGAAGAAAAGCCACAUAUUAUCGAGGCACUUUACAGCUACGUACUUUUAUUAGUAAGAUAUGACACCUCCUACGACCUUCGCGACCGCGCGCGAGUCUAUAAAGCAUUACUCGCAACGCCGACCUCCACACAGCUAGCCUCGCUCCUACUCCUCGCACCAAAACCUGUUCCACACAUCCCAAGCCCCAGUGAAACACGAAAAGAUUAUGUCCUUGGUAGCGCCAGCCUGGUGAUCGGCGACGAAGGCGGUGUUGGUGGCUUACGCGGCUACGAAAACCUACCACGCUGGGUCAAAGAAGGCCAGGAGCCAGAUCCAGCGCUGCGCGACGAAGCCGCUUCGGCUUCUUCAUCAACAUACAUCUCAGCAUACGAGUCUGCGAAGAAUAUGUCGGCAGCAGAAAGGCUAGAUGCCGCAGCAGGUGGCAGCAGCAGGGCGACACCUGACAGCAUGCUCAGCCCAAGGACCUUGAACGGUAUGAGUGGAGACAUGGGCGUCGGUGGUGCACCCGAGGCACUACAGAAGGAGAAGACGCUCGAUGACUGGUUGGCUGAAGAGGAGGAGGAAAGUGGCAGUGAGGAGGAGACGGACGAAGAAGAGACGGAAGAGGAAAGCGAGUACGAGACAGAUAGUGAGGAAGAAGAGAGCGACGAUGAUGGGGAGAAGGAUCAGCUCAUUAAAUAGCUGGUCAGCGGAUCUGAUAUGAUCAAAUCAUAACUCUUGACCACG
Messenger RNA from Pyrenophora tritici-repentis Pt-1C-BFP, 1629 nucleotides. NCBI's taxonomy places the organism in Eukaryota, Fungi, Ascomycota, Dothideomycetes, Pleosporales, Pleosporaceae. The record is from RefSeq and is a predicted model, not a curated record.